GACACAGCGGAUACCCUAAGCGAUACGUCUGGUGACAUCACAGACAUGGAUGCGGAACCGGACAGCGACGUGGAGCAGGACUUGGACCAAAUGCUUGGAACAUGGCUUGGGGAACUAGAAACAAUGACCAAGUCGAUUGAUGCUGAUUUAGGAGAUUCGUAUCAGAGCAAACCUGCUCCUCUUCCCCCAACGCAAUCAACACUUGGAACAUUAGACAACUUCAGCUUCUCGGCUUUUCAGCUAGCUCAAGACCAAGAUGUCGAUCUCGAUGCUUUACUCAACGACCUCUGUAAAAUGGAGAAUGACCUCAAGCAGAAGAUGGAAGAAUCUGGCGGAGACUCGAGCACCAAGAAGUUAUCGGCGCCACCACCGACAUUCAAACCCACACCGCCACCGGUGGAGACAGACGCCGGCGAUCUACCCCCGCCGCCGCCUAUGCCAGAUGAAGAAGAGGGUGGGAUGAUGGGUGACCUUCCACCGCCACCACCCAUGAACGGUGAAGCGAGGAUGCCGCCGCCGCCAGAGGACUUCCCCGCCCCACCACCAUCAGAUGAAGAUGCGACUACACCGGUGUCGCCAACACCGACCUUAACCCCCACACCCGGUGCUCCAGAGUCGCCCAUGACACCGACGACACCCACACCAAGACACACAGCCCCGGUGCCGGCACCAUCGGUACCGGCACAGAAGACGGUGCUCCACACCCAGCCACCGGCACCAUUAGACUUCAGUGCUGCCAAUGGUAGCGUUAAGACUCUUCCUAAUGUCAGUGUGACGUCACCGACAACACCGUCACCGAGCCCUAUGUCACCAUCUGGUUAUGCAUCAUUUGGAAUACCACCAGAUCAACUUACACAGAGCGUAAGGGUUAAACUCAAGGACCUGGAGUCGCAGUUGGAGCUGGAUCCCAGUCUCUCGGAAGAGGAGAAAGCUGCCAAGCUGAAGUCGGAGAAGAUUAAGAUUGCCCUGGAGAAGCUCAAGAAGGCAAGGGUACAAAAGCUGAUUGUGCGGGUGUACAUGGAAGAUGGAAGCUCCAAGACGAUGUUUGUCGACGAGACGAUGAGGGUCAGGCAGGUCUCUCACAUGCUGGUGGAGAAGAACCACUUGGAUGAGAGACCAGACUGGACGAUCAUUGAGCAGAUUCCAGAACUCCUCAUGGAGAGGACAUUAGAAGAUCAUGAACACCUGGUCACCGACGUGAUGCUAAAUUGGAAAAGAGAAACGACCAAUAGAAUCCUCUUUAAGGAGAGAAGGGAUAAAUAUGCCAUCUUUAAGAACCCACAGAACUUCCUCCUAUCCCAGCAUGCCUCAGAGGUGGCGACGCAGUUUGCCGAGAAGUCCAAGCAGUCGCUCAUCGAGGAAUUCUUCAACGCGGGGAACAGGAUCCCGGAGAUAGAGGGCCCGCUCUAUCUGAAGCAGGAAGGGAAGAAGUCCUGGAAGAAACACUACUUUGUCCUCAGAGGAUCCGGUCUAUAUUACUCCCCCAAAGGAAAAUCAAAAUCUACCAAAGACAUUGUAUGUCUGGUUCAAUUUGAACACACCAAUGUAUACAAUGGAAUGGGAUGGAAGAAAAAAUACAAGGCACCGUCAGAUCAUUGUUUUGCUCUCAAGCACCCUCAAAUUCAGCAGAAAUCCAAAUACAUCAAGUACCUGUGCGCUGAGGACUACAGGACGUGUCAGAGAUGGAUAGCUGGAUUAAGAUUAGCCAAGUACAACAAGGUGCUACUGGACAACUUCAACGACACGCAGCGAGAGAUGACAGAGUACGCUUCGAGUGCGGAGAGUAUGUCGCAAUCAAGCAGUCUGACCGAUACAGCUUCACUAUCAAGCAUGCAGUCUAGUUCUAGCUCACAGAGCUCAGGCAGUCUCCCCGCAACUCAUGGGUCGAGCCCAAGCAAUAGCAUCACCGCCAAUCUCAACGCCCCCCUGGUCUUGCCCCAGAUGACUGCCCAGUAUCGCAAGAGUAGCAUGGGCAAUAUGUUCUCCAACGCCUGGAAACGAGGGCAGGAGGUCGAGACGCAUCACCAGCAUUCAUUGCACAGGGAACGCUACAGCACCCGAUCCUCUUCCCUCCCGUCAGGCAGAAUAUUGGAUGAGGAGCCUGCUCUUGAUAACCGGCCCCAACUCGGCAACCAAACGAAAGCCAAUUCUGGCAACACGUUUGACGACCUGGACGUCCAGAAGGCCUUAAACGACCUGGAGAGCGAGAUCUGUGCUAGCCAACCGUCUAACAAUCCCACCCCACAACCUCCUCCUCCUACAACACAGCAGCAGGCAAGUAGUUCUAGUUCACCUGCAUCCAAAAGUAUCACUGACAAUAGCAAUAACAGUAAUGCCCUAACCCGGGUACAGGUGGUCGCUUUGCAUAACAACGCAAUCUCGGUGACGGUGGCCGAUUCGGCGGGCGCACGCACCUCCACGGCGUCCGAUGAGCCCAUCUGGCAGUGCCAGGCCCCCGUGAGGUCGAGCAUGCGGAGGAGCUCGGACACCCAGAUUGGUUGCAGGGGAACGCAGGGGAUCAUCGUGUCCGGGAGGCAACGGGGCGGAAGCUUGGCCAGUGCAUGCGUCAAGCGGGUCAAGUUUAAAGAAGAGCUUGAGGAGAAGAUACCGGACAAUAGUCCGGGUUUCGAAUCAGAGCAUGACUAUAGUUCCCCGCCACCGUCUCCUCCCUCGCACCCCCCUCCUCUGCUUACUACUAACCCCUCAUCAGCUAAACCCAUUCCUAACCAUUCUGCAUGUUCAUCAUCUCACCUGGAUUGCUUAUCACCUCAGCAGCACACUACUGCACGCUCCCCCAGUCCUCCCCCACCUUCUUUCUUUACCCAAUGCAUGGCACAAACACCCUCAACCAGUGACUCCCAUACCUCCUAUUCACAGCAGCUAGGAGCUCAAACUCAAUCCAGUGACUACCACCACCCCUACACCCACACUGCCACCGCUACCAGGGCCCAGCAAGAUGAUAUCGUCUAUGGAAGGCCCAUGACCUACGCCGGGGGACCGGAAAACUACCACGCGCAGCCGCAGGGUAACCAGGAGAUCGUCGCCAAGCAGCAGAAGCUGAUGGAGCUGCAGCAACAGCAGCAAGAGCUGCAACAGGAGUUGCAGCAUCAAAAGCUGCAGCUGCAGAAGCAGCUUCAGCAGCAGCAGCAAGAGCAGCUCAAGCAGCAGCUGCAACACCAGCAGCAGCUGCAGCAGCAGAGGCAGGAGCGAAGACAGCAGGAGAUGCAGAGGCAGGCUUCUGAACGAGCCUACCAACAACAGCAGCAGCAACAGGUUCAGAGACAUAUGUCGAUGGAGAGAUCACCACCGCAGCAACCGAUGCAGAGGCAUGUGUCCUUUGAUACAAGUACAUGUAGGUCACCGCCAUCACCACAACCACAAAUUCAGAGGCAUGUUUCUUUUGAACGGCCUCAGCAACAACACCAGCAGCAGCAACAGGAGCCACAGGUUCAGAGACAGACAUCAGUUGAUCGGGCACAACAGGGACAGAACUUGAGGCAAGCCAAUCCUGUCUUUCUAAAUGAACUCAGUAAUGCGCUUAAACCCAGACAACCUGUUCCAUUGCCUGGCAACAGACACACGAUGGCUACCACCCAACCUUCACAGCAACCCCAACAGCCUAAGUCUCCACCCCGAUCUCCAGCCCACCACAGCCAACACUAUCAACCCCAAUCCAACUCCUCUCCUUCCUCCUCGUCCCCUCGCCAUCAUUACCAGUCUCAGCAGUCCCACCCUCCCACCAGCCACCAACCUGUCGGUCAGAGUUACUCCCAACCCUCGCCACAACCACACUCCCAACUUCAGCAGUCUUUCUCUCAACCACUCUCUCCCAAGCAACACUCCCCACAGCAUCAGUCUUACCACCAGCAGUCCCCCUCCCAUGCCCAUGUCAACAUCCGAGACAAGCCCCCUCCAUCGCCCAAACCCACCGUGGCAAACAAGGUGCCGCCCCCAAUGUCUCCUAAGCCCAUGUCGCCAAGACCCUCAGUUGCCCAGAAGCCAGUUGUCCCUCGCCCGAUAGUCUCCCCAAAACCUGGUGCCCAAGUGGACAGGCCUUUCCCCAUGUCGCCCAAGCCCUCUCCGAAGCCCUUGCCCAAACCCAUGCCCAAACCAUCCCACGUAAACAAUGUGCUCCCCCAAGGCAACGCCUACCCUCCCAACUCAUACGGUAUGCCCAUGAGCCCGAGCAACUCGUCCAUGAGCUCAACGUCCACCCCCUCCCCGUCCCCCUCUUCCAGUUUCAGAUCGCCCCCAUUCCCUAGCAACAACAAUGCCCCACCCCAGAAGGCUUCAAGACCCCCUCCCCCUCCAAAGAGAAGUGACACCACGAGGUUAAGCACUGUGGGAUCACCAACUAAAGCCAAGAAGAUACCCCCUCCCCCACCCGCAAGGACCACUUGAAACUUUCAUCCUACCCCUCCCCCCUCCCAACCCCCCACCCCCCACUCCCUGCACCCUGACCAUUCCUUAUAACCAAAUCUUCCUGUAUUGUUUUCAUAUUGCUACAGUGUAAUGUUGUGCCGUGAUCCGUUGUCAUCUUUUUCCCCCUCACUUCACCCCACACAACCCAUUGAAACCUAGUCUCACCCUUUCAACAAGAACCUUCCAGCUUUCAUGACCGUAUACCUCAGAAUUCCAUGAAGCCCAACCGUUUGAUGUGAUCCUGCCUGUUUAUUGUGCUCUUAUAACCAUCACAAAAAAUACAAAGAUGUUUUUCAUUUAAAAGAAGAAAACAAAUCAUUUGUGCAAGAGUGAUCUAUAUAUUGCAGCACUCAAAAGAGCUCAGUAUUCAACUCACCCCAUUUUAAACUCUGGCAACAAAACAAAUUUUGAAGCUUACACCUGCAGCAAGAUAUUACAUCAUUUGCACGGCUAUUAAAGAGUGUGGAUUUGGUAGAAAAGGAAUAUAACCAAUAUCACAAAUUUAUCAUUUAUGUAAAUGUAUAGGUUGUUUUGUACUCAUUGAUUAGAUAUAGAACUAAUAGUGUUAUUUUUUAAAAGAGAUAUUAUUAAUUUAUAAUGAUGCACCCAUUGCAAUGUAUAGUUAUUUACUCAAUACACUGUACUCACAUGUACUUGCCAUUUCUGUUCACAAAUGUGCAAUUUUAACAAGGUAUACAGGUUUUGUAGAUCAGUGAUUCAGUAAAGAAUUCUUGAAUUUUGUUGAAAUCGAAAGUUUAAUGAAAUGUAAAGAGAAUGUAAUUGCAGCUUGGCAAAUGGAUGCCUGAUUUUUUUUUUUUGCAACAGAUGUGAGACCAAAUCAGGCUGAUUUCUUGAUGCGGAAGUUAGGACUAUUUCUAUUUAUUUAUUUGUGUUGUGAAUAAAAUUUGUUAUUAUAUUAUUUUUGUAGAAAAUGAAACCUCAAGUUUUGUUGGGUUAUAUUUCAGUAGAAAAUAUUUUUAGUUACUGUUUUGCUAUUUUUCAAAUGUUGAAUAAUUUUAAGAGGACUUGAAUGUCAUCAGAAUGAAUAUUGAUAUGGGCUUUCUCAAGUUCCCUUUUUUGCUCGAACCAUUCAUCAGAAAUAUAUGGGU
Messenger RNA from Lytechinus pictus (painted urchin), 5531 nucleotides. Its product is annotated as homeobox protein prospero-like. Bases 46 to 4401 code for a protein of 1451 amino acids. The record is from RefSeq and is a predicted model, not a curated record. Gene Ontology annotation, cellular component: cytosol; plasma membrane. The transcript has 13 exons. Gene Ontology annotation, biological process: signal transduction. Lineage: Eukaryota; Metazoa; Echinodermata; Echinoidea; Temnopleuroida; Toxopneustidae.